Molecule: messenger RNA, 693 nt
Organism: Westerdykella ornata
Lineage: Eukaryota; Fungi; Ascomycota; Dothideomycetes; Pleosporales; Sporormiaceae
Exons: 1
Coding region: 1-693 (230 amino acids)
Source: RefSeq, a predicted model, not a curated record
AUGGACUCACGCGCGAACUGCGUCACGCAGAAUCCAGCAUGGCUCUUCGCGCCGGGACCUAGCAGACAAACACAAACGGCAUCUUCACUGCCAGUUGCCCCACCAGUUCAACAUCAACAUCCGCGGCCCAACAAAUUAAAGCGUCGACGCCUGAGAAGCGAUGUAGACGACAAUCGUCCCUUCCAAACACCCCUGCCUAAGAAGCGUAUACGCGUAAAUUGCAGUGUGUGGCGCCCCGCUGCGGUGACUAGGGUAGCGAGUCGGAAAGGCAAGGAACGAGCGUGGGAUCUUGAGGGUGAGGAUGGGGAGUUGGGUGGUUGGCUUGAUGGUUGGAAGUGCGAUGGGGCUGUGGAUGAGGAUGGGGGUAUGGGUGGAGAUGGAGAUGGGAGCGAGGAGGAGGAGGAGGAUUUGGUGAUUUAUACGGCGCCGGCUGUGGAGAUGGAGGGGACCAGGGAUGCGGAAUCGGUUGAGGAGGAUGAUAAGGUUGCUAUGGUUAUGAAGCUGGAUGUAGGUGUGGAUUUGAGGGCGAUGGAUAUUGACGCAGAUACAGAUCCUGGCGCUAUGGAUCCGUUUGGUAAGGGGGCUGUCGUGGCUGUGGAUAUCGGCAGUGGAACCGAUGGCAUUAUGGGGCCCGCUCCAAUCUCGGAUUCGAAAGGUAUUAUGGAUUUGGAAACUACUGCCGAACCGGCGUAG